AUGGACUUCGUCGCCAGCGACCUCGGCGACGGCGCGUCGCUGCGCGCGGCGCUGCGCGGCUGCGACCUGGCCGUGCACUGCGCGGGCCCGUUCCAGGGCAAGGUUAUGCCCGAGGUCCUCGACGCGGCGCUCGCCGAGGGCGUCGCGUACGUCGACGUCUGCGACGAGACGGAGCUCUGCAAGCUCGCGAAGACCGAGGCCUGGGCGAGCCGCGCGACGGAGGUCCCGUGCGUCGUCUCGGCCGGCAUCUGGCCCGGCGUGUCGGCCCUGAUGGCGAAGCGCGGCGUCGCCCGGGCCGCGGACGCCGGCGCGGCGCCGCGCGCCGUCGACUACGCGUUCUACACGGCGGGCACGGGCAACGCGGGCCCGACGAUCGUCAGCGCGACGUUCCUGCUGCUCGUGACGCCCGCGCUCUGCUACGAGGGCGGCGCGCUCGUCGAGCGCGACGCCUGGAGCGACGCGCGCGACAUCCCCUUCCGGUCGCUCGGCGGCGCGACGCGCAAGUGCCGGCUCCUCGACUGCCCCGACGCCUACACGCUGGGCGCGUCGGUCCUCGGCGACUUCCCGGACGCGCCGCUCUCCGUGUCGUCGCGCUUCUCGACGGAGCCGGAGCUCUGGAACGGGUUGUUCGGGUUGUCGAAGCGCCUCGUGCCCGACGCGCUCCUCGCGGAUCGCGACGCCAUGCAGGCGCUCGCGCUCUUCUCCGAGCCCGUCGUCCGGGCCGUCGACGCGCUCGUCGGCUCGACGAACGUCAUGAAGGUCGACGUCACCGACGACCGCGGCGUCGUGCGGACCCUGGAGCACGGCCACGACGACCUCGAGACGGCCGUCGGCCUCGCGACGGCGGCCUUCGGCAAGGAGCUGCUGGACGGGGCGGUGGCGCCCGGCAUCUACUGGCCGUCGGACCUGCCGCCGGACGUGUCCGACCGCAUCUGCGACGUCGUCCGGGAGGACGCGGGGACCUUCCUCUGGGAAGAGUAA
Messenger RNA from Aureococcus anophagefferens, 981 nucleotides. RefSeq lists its product as hypothetical. NCBI's taxonomy places the organism in Eukaryota, Pelagophyceae, Pelagomonadales, Pelagomonadaceae. The transcript has a single exon. The record is from RefSeq and is a predicted model, not a curated record. The coding region runs from base 1 to 981 and encodes 326 amino acids.